Molecule: messenger RNA, 1456 nt
Organism: Pteropus alecto (black flying fox)
Lineage: Eukaryota; Metazoa; Chordata; Mammalia; Chiroptera; Pteropodidae
Gene: C3AR1
Product: complement C3a receptor 1
Exons: 1
Coding region: 1-1452 (483 amino acids)
Biological process (GO): phospholipase C-activating G protein-coupled receptor signaling pathway; positive regulation of cytosolic calcium ion concentration; inflammatory response
Cellular component (GO): plasma membrane
Molecular function (GO): G protein-coupled receptor activity; complement component C3a receptor activity; complement component C5a receptor activity
Source: RefSeq, a predicted model, not a curated record
AUGGAGUCUCUCUCUGCUGAGACCAAUUCAACGGACCUAUCCUCACAACUCUGGGAUGAACCCCAAGUAAUUCUCUCUAUGGUCAUUCUCAGCCUUACUUUUUUAUUGGGAUUGCCAGGCAAUGGGCUGGUGCUGUGGGUGGCUGGCCUAAAGAUGCAGUGGACAGUGAACACAGUUUGGUUUCUCCAUCUCACACUGGCAGACUUUCUCUGCUGCCUCUCCUUGCCCUUCUCCCUGGUUCACUUGGCUCUCCAAGGUCGCUGGCCUUAUGGAUGGCUCCUAUGCAAGCUCAUUCCCUCCAUCGUCAUCCUCAACAUGUUUGCCAGCAUCUUCCUGCGGACUGCCAUUAGCCUAGACCGCUGUCUUUUGGUACUCAAGCCUAUCUGGUGCCAGAAUCACCGCAAUGUGAGAACAGCCUUCGUUCUCUGUGGAUGUAUCUGGGUGGUGGCUUUUGUAAUGUGUAUACCAGUGUUCAUAUACCGGGAAAUGUUCACUGUGGACAACCAUAAUAUGUGUGGCUACAAUUUUGGUGUCGAUAGCUCAUUAGAUUAUUCAGACUUCACCUUUGAUCUACUGGAAAAUGGGUCUCUUGACAACUCCAUUUUUCAGCUGCCUGGAAAAAUGGACGAUAGGUUAGAUGCUUUCUCUUUACAAACAAAUGAUCAUCCUUGGACAGCUACCACUGUCCUCCAUUCUCAAACACUUCAAAGACCUUCUGGAGAUUCACUCCCUGUGGAUUCAGCUAGAUUAUCUAGUCAACCUCCAUAUUAUACUUUAUUUAAACUUGAUGAUAAGGUCUCACCUACAAUCCCCAGUGGGUUUCCCAUCGAUGAUCACAGAACUAACCCACUGGAUAACUCUGAUGCUUUCCUCUCUACUGAUUUAGAGCUUUUCUCUAGUGACUCUAGCAAUUCCUUAUACACGACUGAGCUAUCCUGGACAGGUUUCCAGGAUGAUAAUUUAGACCAGUUUCCAUAUGACAAUCAAGUUCCAACACCCCUGGUGGCAAUAACCAUCACGAGGCUAGUGGUGGGUUUCCUGCUGCCCUUUAUUGUCAUGGUGACCUGUUAUAGCCUCAUUGUCUUUCGAAUGCGACGGGGCCGCUUCACCAAGUCCAGGAGCAAAACCUUCCGAGUGGCCAUGGUCGUUGUCAUUGUCUUCCUUGUCUGCUGGGCCCCAUACCACAUUUUUGGUGUCCUCUCAUUGUCUAUUGACCCAGAAACUCCCUCUGGGGAGGCUCUGCUGUCCUGGGACCAUGUGGCCAUUGCUCUAGCAUCUGCCAAUAGUUGCUUCAAUCCCUUCCUCUAUGCCUUCAUGGGGAAAGAUUUUAGAAAGAAAGCAAAGCAGUCCAUGCAGGGCAUUCUAGAGGCAGCUUUCAGUGAGGACCUCACACAUUCUACCAGCUGUACAACAAACAAAGUCUUUUCAGAAACAAACAGUAGAGUUGUGUGAAAAU